Molecule: messenger RNA, 1530 nt
Organism: Ziziphus jujuba (common jujube)
Lineage: Eukaryota; Viridiplantae; Streptophyta; Magnoliopsida; Rosales; Rhamnaceae
Product: protein DECREASED SIZE EXCLUSION LIMIT 1
Exons: 13
Coding region: 137-1312 (391 amino acids)
Molecular function (GO): protein binding
Source: RefSeq, a predicted model, not a curated record
GUAGUACCGUUAUAUUCAUUUAACUUUCGGAAUGCCAUCCAAUUCCAUAGAGAAGAAUUUAUAAAAUAAGAGUCUGUUGGUGGCGGGCUAAGCUUAGAGCGAACACACUGAUUUUGGCGACAGAGAAAGAGCGAAGAUGAGCAAGAAGAGGCCGCCUCCUGAUCCCGUGGCUGUACUCAGAGGUCACAGAGCCUCUGUCAUGGACAUCGAUUUUCAUCCAUCAAAACCCUUCCUAUUUACUGGCGCCGCAGACGGUGAGUUGCGGAUUUGGGAUACGAUCCAGCAUCGGACAAUAUCAUCAGCUUGGGCGCAUAGUGCGGCGCAUGGAAUUAUCAGUGUUGCUAGUAGUUCUUCGAUUGGACCCAACAAAGUCAUAAGCCAGGGAAGGGAUGGAACCGUUAAGUGUUGGGAUAUUGAAGACGGAGGUAUAUCCAAUUCCAGGAGUCCCUCUGUUACAAUAGAGACAAAUUCUUAUCACUUCUGCAAGCUUUCGUUGGUGAAGAAGCCUUAUGCUUGUAGUGCACGAGUUCAGGGGCUUAGCCAUGACUGUGAGAUUGAGACUGCAGAAAUUAAGCAUGGAGAAGUUCAGGAUGAUACUAGUAAAAGCGCUCAAGGAAGUCUAAUAGACCAUUCUAGCAAUUUCGAAGGAGAUAUUCAUGCUGAAGAACCUAACUACGUGGCUAUAGCAGGGGAGCAGUCUUUUCAGGUUGAGAUUUGGGAUCUGAAUAAUGCAGAAAGGGUCAUGCAGCUUCCUCAAAACUGCUCUGAUGGUUCACCAAAUAUUUCUACCAAGGAGAGAGGAAUGUGCAUGGCCGUUCAAGCAUUUUUAACAUCUGAAUCACAAGGGUUUCUAAAUUUAUUAGCUGGUUAUGAGGAUGGUUCAAUGCUUUGGUGGGACAUAAGAAAUCCUAAAGUUCCACUGACAUCUGUCAAGUUUCAUUCAGAGCCGGUUCUAAGCCUAUGUGUGGAUGGGUCAUGCAUUGGUGGUAUCUCUGGAGCUGCUGACGAUAAAGUUGUGAUGUAUAGUUUGGAUCAUUCAGUGGGUACUUGCUUCAUCAAGAAAGAGAUUAGUUUAGAACGACCUGGCAUAUCAGGCACCUCUAUUCGACCAGAUGGAAAAAUUGCUGCAACAGCGGGCUGGGACCACAGAGUGCGGAUAUACAAUUAUCGCAAAGGAAAUGCUUUGGCGAUAUUGAAGUAUCACCAUGCAACGUGUAAUGCGGUGUCGUAUUCAACGGAUUCUAAGCUAAUGGCUUCUGCAUCGGAAGACACGACGGUGGCGCUGUGGGAGCUCUAUCCUCCUCAAACGUGAAAUGUGUAUGAUACUCUGCAUAUCGUGUCGUUAAAGACGCUAAUUUCUUCAAAAGCAUUGAAAAUAGAGUUUGAUGCAUACGUUGUUGAUUUUUAUUUUUUAUAUUAGGUUGUUAAUGCUGAUAUUUCUAGCCUCUAUUUGAGAAGAAAACCAUUUUAAAUGUAAACAUGGUCUUUAUAUGGCUGCCUCAAAAUAAACACGAUAAUUUCUUAGUGAAA